AUGGGGAGGUCACCAUGUUGUGAUGAAAUCGGCCUAAAGAAGGGUCCAUGGACACCGGAUGAGGACAAGAAGCUGACGGAAUUCAUUCAGAAGCAUGGUCAUGGGAGUUGGCGGCUGCUCCCAAAGUUCGCCGGCCUCAACAGGUGCGGAAAAAGCUGCCGGCUUCGGUGGACCAACUACCUUCGGCCAGAUAUCAGGAGAGGGAACUUCUCUGAAGAAGAAGAGAAACACAUCGUCGAUCUCCACUCAGUUCUCGGAAACAAGUGGUCAUUAAUAGCAGCACGUCUACCAGGGAGGACAGAUAACGAGAUCAAGAACUAUUGGAACACCCAUCUGAGGAAGAAGCUCCUCCGAAUCGGUAUCGACCCGGUGACCCAUAUGCCGAGAACUGAUCUAAAUCUUCUCGGUAGUCUUUCCAGUCUGCUUGCAGAUGCCAACUUCAGGAACUGGAGCAAUUUGAAUAAUGUUCUAAAGUUACAGGCAGAUGCUGCCCUCCUAGCCAGGAUGCAGUUGGUCCAAAAGCUAAUUCAAGUUCUAACUAAUGCCCCAACUUCAAAUCUGGAUUUGACCGGUCUCUUGGGAUCAGCCUCCCUUGGGAAUCACCAAUUAAGUGACCUCCUGCAGUUAAGUCGCCUGUAUGAGGGUCUUUCCAAUAGCUCUCUCAGCGUUCAUGGUUCCAUUCAAAUGCCUUCAAGCCUUCCAAAUUUGAGCUUCCAAAGCUUACUGAACAAUAAUCAAGCUUGCACCAACUCAAGACUUUCUCUCGAUGGUGAUGUGGCUGCAAGCGAGAAUGGAACUGAGAGCAAUGGUUUUAGUGCUGAUUCCUUUGUCUUUCCAACUUCAAAUACCACAUCACCACUUCUUCCAGCCUCUCCAGACGCCCACACGGAUCAAACGCAAGGUCCCAUCACCUUGAGCAACGUAUCAUCCACCUCAGCACCCUUUGAAGCUUGGAAAGACCUAAAUCUAGAUGAUCUAAGCAGUGAUUGUGGCUGGAAAGACAUUCUAGAGUAA
Messenger RNA from Elaeis guineensis (African oil palm), 1014 nucleotides. Its product is annotated as transcription factor MYB53-like. The record is from RefSeq and is a predicted model, not a curated record. Lineage: Eukaryota; Viridiplantae; Streptophyta; Magnoliopsida; Arecales; Arecaceae.